Molecule: messenger RNA, 1635 nt
Organism: Cannabis sativa
Lineage: Eukaryota; Viridiplantae; Streptophyta; Magnoliopsida; Rosales; Cannabaceae
Product: stemmadenine O-acetyltransferase-like
Exons: 1
Coding region: 70-1449 (459 amino acids)
Source: RefSeq, a predicted model, not a curated record
CUAGCUUCUUCUAUAUUACAUAUAAGAUUCUAUAUUUUAUACUUUUGAUAUAUCAGUCUGAAAAUAAAGAUGAAUAUUGAAGUUGAAGCAAUCUCAGUUGAGAUUAUCAAGCCAUCUUCUCCAACUCCUAAGAAUAUUGGCCAUUACAAACUUUCAUUAAUAGACCAAUCAGCUCCCUUAUUCUAUGACCCUUUGGUGUUUUAUUACACAAAGAAAAGUACUACUACCAAUAUUAAUCCAACCAACAUUCUUAAAAGGUCCUUAUCAGCCAUCUUAACCCAUUACUACCCUUUAGCUGGACGACUCGAUAAGCAUGGAGAAGAAUUCAUCCAUUGCAACGACGAGGGCGUUCCCUUCGUGAAAGCUCAAGUGAAUGCUCGACUUUCCCAAGUUCUGUCCAAUCCAGUAGCUCAAGAACUCGGUAUCUUUUGCCCUCUUUUGACUCGUCAUCAUGAAAGUGACGAUGCUCAUCAAAUUCUAUUAGGGGUUCAACUUAACAUGUUCGAGUGUGGAGGAAUCGCGGUUGGUAUCAGCAUUUCUGAUAAGAUUGCGGACGCUUUGUCAUGGAUGAGGUUUAUCAAAACUUGGGCGAUGAUGGCUCGAGAUGGAACAACGGCCACCAUGUUACCAAAAUCGCUUCAUCCUGAGUUUGUGUCUGCGGAUUUGUUUCCUCCUAGACCCCAAUCUGUAAUAGAAAUAAAAAAUGAAGACCUAAAGGAGGGUAUCAUGACAAAGAUUUUUGUUUUCAAUAGUUUUGCAAUUGAGGCCUUAAGAGCCAUGUAUUGGGACAAAGAAAAUAAGAUUCGACCUUCUCGCGUUGAGACUUUAUCUACUUUUAUGUUAAGUAGGUUUGAGGCUGCAUUAUCAGAAGCGAAAGCAAAAGCAAAAGCAAAACCCGAGAAAGAAAGGGUUUAUACUAUUUUGCACACUGUAAAUCUUCAUCCAAGGAUGAAUCCACCCUUGGCCGAAAACUCAUUUGGAAAUUUCUUAGUGUACGCAGGCACACAAAUUCCAGCCUCGAGUAUUAAGGGGGAAGCUUCCAUUACUAGUGGGCUUGCGAUGAAAAUAAGAGAAGCAGUUAAGAGAUUGAACAAAGAGUAUGUUAGUAAACUCCAAAUGGGAGAAGAGGGUGAAUUGAGUAUGAUCCAACAAAACUCAGAAAGUAUAGAGAAGAGAGGAGGUGAAGUCAUUGAAUUUUUGGUUACAAGUUUGAGCCGAUUCCAUUUUUAUGAAAUUGAUUUUGGUUGGGGUAAGCCUGAUUGGUUUAGCACAGGUGCUUGGAGUUUUGAUAAAAUCAUUGCUUUCAUUGACACAAGUGAUGGUAAAGGAAUUGAAGCUUAUGUGAAUUUGAAGGAGGAAGACAUGGCCAUAUUUGAAGCUGAUGAAAUGCUUCGCAAAUUUACAACUCCUAAUUAUUAUUCUCGCCACAAUAUCAACUCAAAUCUUUAAUAAUAUUAAAUCUCAUAAUAUAAUAUAUAUAAUAAGUCCCAACUGGUUGGUAAUUUUAUUUAUAUUUUCUUGCCUAUUAUAUAUAGGUAGGAAUUAAUAUAUGUAUGAUGAUGAGUUGGUAGACAAUCAAAUAUAUUAUAUGUGCUUUUAUUUUAUUUUUAUGCCUAAGAUUGAUUAAGUUUGUUU